Tachysurus fulvidraco (yellow catfish) is the source of this 2189-nucleotide messenger RNA. It is a transcript of the gene ttc8, whose product is annotated as tetratricopeptide repeat domain 8. NCBI's taxonomy places the organism in Eukaryota, Metazoa, Chordata, Actinopteri, Siluriformes, Bagridae. Gene Ontology annotation, cellular component: BBSome; non-motile cilium; ciliary basal body. Bases 208 to 1575 code for a protein of 455 amino acids. The transcript is spliced from 14 exons. The record is from RefSeq and is a predicted model, not a curated record. Gene Ontology annotation, biological process: non-motile cilium assembly. Gene Ontology annotation, molecular function: protein binding.
AAAUUCGCUUUACGACUAAAUGGAAGUUACAUUAUCUAUGGAUCCUCUUUUUCUUGCAUGGAGCUAUUUUAGGAGAAGGAAGUACCAGAAAUGUUCGGAUCUUUGCACAAAGGUGCUGGAGGAAAAUCCGUACGACCAGUUUGUUAAAAUAGUUCUUCUGGUACCCUGAAGGCAGCCUGGAGCCUGAAGACAAGGGCUCUGACUGAGAUGGUGUAUGUUGAUGAAGUGGAUGUUGACCAGGAGGGCAUUGCAGAAAUAAUGUUGGAUGAAAGUGCCAUUGCACAAGUAGCACGACCAGGAACAUCACUGAGGCUCCCUGGAACAAGCCAUGGUGGAGGGCCUACUCCAGCUGUCAGGCCAGUAACCCAGUCAGGACGCCCCAUUACGGGAUUUGUAAGGCCCAGCACUCAGUCUGGCAGACCAGGGACAAUGGAGCAAGCCAUCAGAACACCUCGAACUGCAAACACUGCCCGUCCAGUCACUAGUGCUUCUGGGAGAUUUGUCCGAUUGGGCACGGCUUCUAUGUUAACACAUCCGGAUGGACCAUUUAUUAACUUGUCCAGGUUGAAUUUGGCAAAGUAUGCACAGAAACCAAAUUUAUCCAAGACCUUAUUUGAAUACAUCUUUCAUCAUGAGAAUGAUGUCAAAAAUGCUUUGGACCUAGCUGCACUUGCUACAGAGCAUGCACAGUUCAAGGACUGGUGGUGGAAAGUUCAACUUGGGAAAUGUUAUUAUAGGCUUGGUUUGUAUCGUGAAGCUGAGAAACAAUUCAGAUCAGCCCUCAAUCAUCAAGAGUUUGUAGACACUUACCUCUACCUUGCAAAGGUAUAUCAGCGAAUGGAUCAACCCAUAACUGCACUGAACCUCUUUAAACAAGGCCUGGACCAUUUCCCAGGAGAAGUGACUUUGUUGACUGGGAUUGCUCGCAUUCAUGAGGAGAUGAACAACAUCACUUCUGCUACAGAGUAUUAUAAAGAUGUCUUAAAGCAGGACAACACACAUGUAGAGGCCAUUGCCUGCAUAGGAAGCAACCAUUUCUAUACAGACCAGCCAGAGAUCGCCUUGCGUUUCUACAGGCGGUUGCUGCAGAUGGGUGUGUAUAACUGCCAACUGUACAAUAACCUGGGCCUGUGCUGCUUUUAUGCUCAGCAGUAUGACAUGACACUAUCCUCAUUUGAAAGGUCAUUAACCCUGGUUUCCAGUGAUGAGGAACAGGCCGAUAUCUGGUACAAUAUUGGUCAUGUUGCAGUGGGUAUUGCUGACUUGACUCUAGCUUAUCAGUGCUUUAAGCUAGCUUUGGCAUUUAACAAUGAUCAUGCUGAAGCUUACAACAACUUAGCAGUGCUGGAGCUACGCAAAGGACGCAUUGAGCAGGCAAAAGCCUUUUUGCAAACAGCUGCUUCUCUCGCUCCCCAUAUGUAUGAACCACAUUUCAACUUUGCUGUACUGUCAGAUAAGGUGGGUGAUCUUCAGAGCAGUUACAUGGCUGCCCAGAAGUCAGAAGAUGCUUUUCCUGAACAUGUAGACUCACAACAGCUCCUGAAGACUCUCAGACAGCACUUUGCUGUGCUCUGAAUCUUUCUCGCAAAAUUCACAUAUUAUUUUACAGGCACAGUAAAGCAGGCUAUAAAAUAUUUUAAAGCUUUUAUAGAAAUAAAAAUGUCUAGCCACAUUUCAUCUUUUUCUAGAUAGAAAAGUGAUUUGGAUAAAUUAAGUAUUUUAAUAUCUAUGAUAUAUCACAGCAAAUAAUUGUAUUUUUAAAAUUAUUUUUUGAAAAUGUAAACUUGUCUACAUGUUUAGCAUUAAAAAGGCAUACAUGCUAUGUAAAAUAGUUAUUUUAUUCAUGUCAUUGUCAAGUUUUUGAACAUGAAAAUUAUGAGCAAUGAUUCUGUUGUAUUCAAAUAUUUGAUUAUUAGUAGUAUUAUUAUUAAUUACAAAACUCUUCCUAUCUAUGAACAACUACUGGGCUUUCUACCACAUUCGUAGCAGAACCAGACACAUGAAAAAAUGGCAGCGUGAUUUUAAAGUGUAAAUUACUUGUAGCAUAAAAAGAAAAGUUGGUAGAAGAGAGCAGAUUUAUUUUUUUUUUACAAACUUUUUUUUUUCAGCAAUCGAUUUAGUCAAAGAAAAUUUCCUUGGAAUUUGGAUUCUUAAUUUGCUUUAAGGGUUCUAACAGAUGACUAACUACU